AUUAAGCUGCCAAGCCAGUACACCGGCCGCGUCUGUAGUAAUGGCAACUGCUUGCUCGCUUCCUCCUCUUGUGCUUCUUCUUCUUCUUCUUCUGGUGGGGCUACCCCUCUCGUCGGCGGCCGUCCGGCCACCUCCCCAGGUCGGCAGGUUCUUCGCCAGAGCUGUCGGUUCAAUCAUCAAGAAAUCCACCAAAGAGUACCUGCAAGAUAGGGCCAAGGACAGCGUCCGGGACUUUUCCAGCCAGGGCAACACCGGCAAGCAGGGUAACAACGACCAGCUCGGCAGCUCAGCGGCGGACAAAUUCGGUGCCUUCUUCUUCGACCUCUCCGUCGGGACGCCCUCGUCGCCACGGACCAUCUCCCUCGUCCUGGACAUCACCAGUGAGCUCGUGUGGACGCAGUGCGUCGGGCUACAGCCGACCGACGACACCUUCGUCCAGAUCGGCUGCGACGACCAGAAGUGCAAGGACGUGUUCCCUGACGAUACCACCUGCGCCGCGGCCAACCCUGACGACGCCUGUGCCGCCAACCUCGGCCGGCCCUGUUGCGGGUACCAGGAGACAUUCUACGGAGGCGGCGGCACAAAGGGAAACCUCGCCACCGAAACGUUCACCUUCGGUAGCACGCCCGUCACCGACUUUGUGUUCGGCUGCAGCGACAGCGACACGGUGCUAAACGACCUCGACUCCGGCACCGGCACCGGCUCCGGCGCCUCCGGGUUCGCUGGCUUCAGCACGGGCCCCCUCUCCCUCGUGUCGCAGCUUCAAAUCUCCAGCUUCUCCUACUUCAUCGCGCUCCCCGACGACCCCGACAAGGACAAGAGCUUCAUCAGCUGGGGCGACGCGACGCCUAAGGGUGGCCUGGGCACGCCGCUGCUGGUGCCGACGCCCAGCCAGAGCCCUCACUGGUACUACGUCAAGCUCACCGGCGUCCAGGUAGACGGCCAGCUCCUCAGCGACAUCCCGGCGGGAACCUUCGACGUCAACACGGACGGUGCCGGUGGGGUGUUCCUGAGCACCACCUUGCCGGUCACCUACCUGGAGCAGGCCGCGUACAAUGUCCUGAGGCAAGAGCUCGUGAGCAAGAUCCAGUCCAAGGGCGUGAGUCCGACGAACCCCGACGAUGAGAACCACCUCUGCUUCGACAAGCAGUCCUUCGCCGACAAAGAGGUUCCCAAACUAGCACUGGUGUUCGACGGCGCUGACGCGGUCAUGGAGCUCAAAGUGCAGAACUACUUCUUCACCCUUGACAACGAGAUGACGUGCCUCGCCAUACUGCCGUCUACCGGCGGUUCCGUUCUGGGCAGCCUGCUGCAGACGGGCAGGACCAUGACCUACGACCUCCAACACAGCAUGCUGACGUUUGGCACGUUCGAGACGGCAGCAGCUGCUCCCGCGCCGGCGAAGGUGCAGCUCAUGAUAAUGGCCACUCUUCUUCUCUGGGUGCUCCUCCAGUUCUAGUAUACCGCUCUACGUAAAUAAAGUCUCUCUGCCGUAAAUUUGUAUGUGUUCGCUAAGAUUGCCAGAUGUCGGCAUAAGCUAUUGUAUAUGUAUAUGUGGCUACUAUGUUCUACUGUGUUGUCCGCAUAAGCUAUUGUAUAUGUAUAUGUGGCUACUAUGUUCUACUGUGGCACACAUCAUAUCUCAGAGCA
Molecule: messenger RNA, 1650 nt
Organism: Triticum dicoccoides
Lineage: Eukaryota; Viridiplantae; Streptophyta; Magnoliopsida; Poales; Poaceae
Product: aspartic proteinase nepenthesin-1-like
Exons: 1
Coding region: 41-1459 (472 amino acids)
Cellular component (GO): extracellular region
Source: RefSeq, a predicted model, not a curated record